AUGGAUAGUAACGGGGAGUUGGCUCGAGCUCAUGCCGAUCUUUGGAAGCACUUGUUUGGCUUCUUUCCCUCAACCGCACUAAAUUGUUUAGUCGAGCUUGGUGUACCCGAUUUGAUCCAGAAUCAUGGCAAGCCCAUGACCAUCUCUGAGAUUGUUGGGAAGCUCUCCAUAACAAAUCCCAGCAAAACUCGCUGUCUUGGUAGCAUGAUGGGCAUGUUGGCUCACUCCGGUUUUCUUUGUCGAGAAGCUAAAGGAGUAGAGGAGGAGGAUAUUGCCUACUCCCUCACACCUGCUUCACGUCUCCUCUUGAAAAACGAACCCCACAAUUUAAGACCGUUUGUGUUCUACUUGCUUGGUAAAAUUGUGGCAGGUCCAUGGCCGUUGUUAGGCCAAUGGCUAAAGAAUGAUGUCCCAACUGCCUUUGAAACUUGUUAUGGAAUCCCUUUUUGGGAAUUGGCUACAAAGUCUGAGUUUGGUCCUUUGGUUAAUGAAGCCAUGGCUGUUGAUGCUCGGAUAAUAGGAGAAACAAUAGUCAAUGAAUGCAAGGCAGUGUUCGAGGGGUUGACAUCGAUCGUGGAUGUGGCGGGAGGUACGGGGACAUUGGCGACCAUAAUUGUGAAAAACUUUCCGACCAUCAAGUGCAAAGUGUUUGAUCUCCCUUAUGUUGUGGCUGACUUACAAGAUAAUGAGAAUAUAGAGUUCAUUGGUGGAGAUAUGUUUGAAGAAAUUCCUCAUGCUCAUGUUGCCUUGCUAAAAGUAAGUAUUUAAUUAUUAAUCAUGCAUGCAUUUUCCUCA
Impatiens glandulifera is the source of this 795-nucleotide messenger RNA. RefSeq names its product probable O-methyltransferase 3. The record is from RefSeq and is a predicted model, not a curated record. Lineage: Eukaryota; Viridiplantae; Streptophyta; Magnoliopsida; Ericales; Balsaminaceae. Gene Ontology annotation, biological process: methylation. The transcript has a single exon. Bases 1 to 768 code for a protein of 255 amino acids. Gene Ontology annotation, molecular function: protein dimerization activity; S-adenosylmethionine-dependent methyltransferase activity; O-methyltransferase activity.